Chiroxiphia lanceolata (lance-tailed manakin) is the source of this 615-nucleotide messenger RNA. RefSeq names its product interferon gamma (gene IFNG). Bases 92 to 589 code for a protein of 165 amino acids. Gene Ontology annotation, cellular component: extracellular region. Gene Ontology annotation, biological process: immune response. The record is from RefSeq and is a predicted model, not a curated record. NCBI's taxonomy places the organism in Eukaryota, Metazoa, Chordata, Aves, Passeriformes, Pipridae. The transcript is spliced from 4 exons. Gene Ontology annotation, molecular function: type II interferon receptor binding.
GCUUAACUAUUAGAAGUUGAAGUACACUGCUCUUAGAACUGACAUCUCCCAGAACUUAUCUGAGCCAUUUAACUGAACCAUCACCAAGAAAAUGACUUUCCAAACCUACAGCUUGUUUGUUCUGUCUAUCAUCAUGAUUUAUUCUGGACGUGUUGAAAAUAGAUUAAAUCUGCUUCAACUUCAAGAUGAUAUAGACAAACUGAAAGCUGAUUUUAACUCAAGCCGUUCAGAUGUAGGUGAUGGUGGAUCUAUCUUUACGGAGAAAUUGUCAAACUGGACAGAAAGAAAUGAAAAAAGGAUCAUCCUGAGUCAGAUUGUUUCCAUGUACUUGAAAAUCCUUGAAACCACUGACAAGUCAAAGGCACAUGUCAGGAACAUAUCUGAGGAGCUCUACACUUUGAAAGAAAGCCUUUCUGAUGGCUCAAAGAAGAUGGAAUAUCUCAAGAACCUGACAGAGCUUCAGGUGAAUGACUCGAAAAUUCAACGUAAAGCUGUGAAUGAGCUCUUCAGUGUCUUACAAAAACUGGGGGAUACUACAAGUUCUUCCGGAAGAAAAAGAAGACUGGUUCAGAGGCAGUGCAAAUGCUAAUGCCAUCUUAUGUUCUUUUGUACUGA